AUGGACGAACAGGAGAAGGCUCUGAAUGAGGCUCUCAACACUGUCAAGAUUCAGGUAGCUCAGAUGAAGCGGUGCUUAGACAGCGAUUCGCUUAUGGAGGCGCUGAAAUCUGCCUCGACAAUGCUGUCAGAGCUGCGGACCUCUUCGCUCAGCCCAAAGAACUACUAUAGACUCUACAUGGCUGCCUUUGACUCGCUUCGACAUCUCAGCGCUUAUCUCUACGACUCGCAUACCGGGGGCAGACAUCAUCUGGCUGAUCUGUAUGAAUUGGUCCAGUACUGUGGAAACAUAGUGCCCAGGCUCUACCUCAUGAUCACCGUCGGCUCCGUUUACAUGUCGAUCCCCGACGCACCAAUCAAGGAGAUCAUGAAAGACAUCAUGGAGAUGUCGAGGGGAGUUCAGCACCCCACACGAGGUUUAUUCCUCCGCCACUAUCUCAGUGGAGCUACUCGAGAUUACCUUCCCAUCGGCUCUGAGAAUGGGCCCACCGGGAAUCUGCAAGACUCAAUCGGCUUUGUGCUCACGAACUUCAUUGAGAUGAACAAGCUCUGGGUGCGGCUACAGCAUCAAGGUCAUUCCAGAGAGAGGGAGAAGCGAGAGUCGGAAAGAAAAGAGCUCAAGAUUCUGGUAGGCACCAACCUUGUGCGGCUAAGCCAGCUCGAAGGUGUCGGGCUAGAGAUGUACCGCCGAGUGAUCUUACCAAGUAUUCUCGAGCAGGUUGUCAAUUGCAAAGACGUCAUCGCCCAAGAGUACCUGAUGGAGGUCGUGAUCCAAGUCUUCCCGGACGACUUCCAUCUGCGAACGUUGGGGCCCUUCCUUUCUGCUUGCGCUCAACUACAUCCCAAGGUCAACAUCAAGUCCAUCGUCAUCGCUCUCAUCGAUCGACUGGCCUCUUACGCAGCUAGAGAGGCCGAGAAUGAUUCCCCAGAAGAGAUCAAGAGGCAAGAGGAGGAAGCUGGCAGGAGGCUGAAGGAGAAGAUGGGACGAAUGAGGCUUCAAGCGGGCGAGGUCUGGGAGGAAGUGGAGAGGGAAGACGCUAAACGGAAAGCUAGCGAGGCUGCUCAGGAAAGCCAAGGUCUCAACGGAAGUGGAAGUGGAGACUCAAACUUCAGACCCAUGGACUCAUCAGCGCCCGGCAUGCCCAAUGUCGCGACUCAUAGCUCGGCAGAGCCUGAGAUCAAGAGGUUCAGCGGUGUUCCUGAAGGCAUGGAGGACGAAGGCUGGGGAGAAGGCGGAAAGCCGCCUACAUCGCAGGCAGGCGACACAGCGGCAAGUGAGACAACCGAGGCCACAGAGGAGACUGAGCCUGGACGAGAGUUGCAAAGCAGCAAUUUCCCAUCCGCCGCACCUCAAGGCAAGGCCGAAGAGAAUCCGCCAACGGACGGCGCCAAAAAGGGCGACGGAGCUGGUACUGCCUCUGUCCAGGGGCAGCAGCCACCUGCGCCUCCUGCUGAGCCUCAAGUGAAGAAGUUCCGUGGUAUUCCGGAAGAUGUUCGCCUCUUUGAGGUCUUUUGGGAGCAGAUAGUGAGACUAAUCAGAGCCAGGCCAGACCUCUCGCUUCAAGAUGUCACGGCUCUCCUGGUCUCGUUGGCAAAUUUGUCUCUCAGCUGCUACCCAGAUCGCUUGGAAUACGUAGAUCAGGUGCUAGGUUUCGCCAGCUCCGUCGUACAGGAACAGGAAGCCCAGCUUGCAGCUCAAGGCUCCGGUCAAGGCGGACAGAUCCAAGCGCAAGCAUUCGAUUUGCAUUCACCAGCUACAGCUGCGAACCUCGCCGCUCUGUUAAUUGCACCUAUCAACUCCUACACCUCUGCUCUGACGCUGCUGGCUUUGCCGUCAUAUGCUCUGUUGCUCGCUACGCAGAGCCAUCCGACAAGGAAGACGGUGGCCACUGCCGUCGUUGGCAGUGUCUUGAAGAAUGAGACAGUUUUGUCCACGCCGGAGGACGUCGAUGGCAUCCUCGAUCUUUGCAGCACACUCGUCAAAGACCAAAGAGACCACCACAAUUCCUUGCAAUACAGCUCUCAGCAAGACGGCAGGGCCUACAACGGCCAAGGUGCAUACUAUGAUGGCGGUCGCAGAGCGGGCGGCGGCAGGCAAGCCCAGCUACAAGCCCAGCAACAGCACGACUUGGAGGAGAUUGCGGAAGAGCAGGGAUGGCUUGCUAGGAUGAUUCAUCUCUUCCGAGCAGAAGACGAUCCAGCGGAGCUGUCGCCGGACGGCACAAAGAAGAAGCCGCGAGACGGAGCUGAGAUCCUAGAGGUCCAAUUCAGCUUGCUUCAGGCUGCCCGCAAGCAAUUUGUGGAUGGAGGGCCAAUGAGGAUUCGCCAUACACUACCUCCUCUCGUCAUCUCAGCCAUUAAGCUAGCCCGCCGCUACAAGGUUCAACAGCGCUCGAUGGAAAAAUCCCCAUGGGAGACCAGGGUGACGACCGUCUACAAAUUCAUUCAUCAGGUCAUUUCCAUCCUCUACAACAAGGUCGAGUCUUCAGAGAUUUGUCUGCGUCUCUACCUCAUGGCGGCUCAGUCCGCCGAUGAGUUGGGCUUCGAGGAGCUGAGCUACGACUUCUACGUGCAGUCGUUCACGAUCUACGAAGAAUCUAUCUCAGAGUCGCGCGCGCAGCUCAAUGCCAUCGGAAUGAUUGUCUCCAAUCUGCACGUAUCCAGAGUUUUCGGCCUCGACAAUUACGAUCGUCUAAUCACUAAAGCAGCUCUGCACGGUGCCAAGCUGCUCAAGAAACCUCACCAAGCGGCUGCGGUCCUCAUGGCCUCUCACUUAUGGUGGCAAACGCAGGUGCUGCCUGCUCGACCGGCUAGUAAAGAGAAGCCGCUCCUCCGCGACGGCAAACGAGUGUUGGAGUGCCUGCAGAAGAGUUUGAGGAUCGCCAACAGCUGCAUCGAUGAAAGAAGCACGGUGGAGAUCUUCUGCUCGGCGCUGGAUCAGUACAUCUACUACUUUGAGCAAGGUGUCGAAGAGGUGCAACCCAAGUAUCUCUCCUCCUUGAUCGAUCUGAUCUCUUCAGCGCUCGAGAAUCUCUCCUCGUCUUCGAACAACGAAGCAAACUCCACUGCUCCACCUUCUCUGCACACUUCCUCCAGUCUGCUCAGCGAUCAUGGCGCUGCGGGUGGCAAUGGGCCAAUCGAGAGUUGUAAGAGGCAGUUCCGUGCGCAACUCGUGCUCAUCCGGGGGCGAAAGGAGAGAGCAAUCGCCAGGCUGGCGCAGAGAGCCGAGCAGGAGGAGAAUCAGAGCCAGCAGGCUGAGAAUGGAGGAAAAGAUGCAGAGGCAGAGAAGAAGGAGACGGAGAAGCUGGCAAAGGAGAAGCGAGAGCCCGACUGGGCUGCAGUGACGAUUGCUGGCGCUGCCCAGAAAAUGGGCGUCUGAUCAGACAAGCCAAGAAAUGCUAAUGGAUGA
Microstroma glucosiphilum is the source of this 3408-nucleotide messenger RNA. Its product is annotated as vacuolar protein sorting-associated protein 35. The record is from RefSeq and is a predicted model, not a curated record. The transcript is spliced from 3 exons. NCBI's taxonomy places the organism in Eukaryota, Fungi, Basidiomycota, Exobasidiomycetes, Microstromatales, Microstromataceae. Gene Ontology annotation, biological process: intracellular protein transport; retrograde transport, endosome to Golgi. The coding region runs from base 1 to 3378 and encodes 1125 amino acids. Gene Ontology annotation, cellular component: retromer complex; late endosome; retromer, cargo-selective complex.